ACCGACCCCGAGCUUGAGCUCGAAAGGGAGAACUCAUUUGAAAGAACUCAUCGUGGGCGAUGGCGUCAACGACAAGCGAUCGAGCCUCGGAGCGGAGUGCGGGACGGUGCAGUGGGCGCCCAAUUUCAAAUUGCGCUUCGGAUCGAUGAGUGACGCCGGCGCAGGCGCUGGCGCUCCGAGGAGCCGCGGCAGUCGGUGCGCAUUCGACGACGAGGACGAGGAGGGCGCUCGACUGUGAGCCGAAAUCCGAGUCCCGAAUUGCGGGCGAUCGGGAGCUUCGGCCCUGCGAUUUUGUGCAGGCCCUCGAAUUCGAGCAGGGAGGUCCGUGCACGAGGCCGCGAUGAGUGCAAGAGUGUGGCUCUCGGUGGCUCUUGGCUCGAAUUGUCGGUUUCUGAAUCCGCAGAGACGCGCGCUGUCUGGAGUAGGCUCGCAAUUUUGGAGCAAUGCAGGCGUCGAGGCUGGAGGAUUGAUGGGGUUGCGAGUGGACAGGGGUGCGCACUUGGGUUUCAGAAUUUGCAGCAAGAGUUUGGAGCUGUGCGCCGGAUGUGUAUGCGGAGCAGACGAGCGGAGGGUGGAGAGAAGGGAGGUGCUCGGGGAAUUGGCUGGCAGAAGAGGCGAUUGUCGCGCUGCGGAACGUGGAAAGCUUGGCAUGAGUUGGGCGUCUUUGGGACCGGGCCCUUGUGGCUCUCGGUGGAAUCACACCUGGAGUAGCGCUUCCAAGCGCACACUGUCGACCGUCAGAGCUGCAAGCGUUGGACGGGGAGAGUUUUUGGGAAAGAAGAGCGCCAAGACGAAAGUGCAUUUUGUGUGUGAGAAUUGUGGCGAGACGUUCUCUCAAUGGUGGGGCAGCUGCCAAAGCUGCAAAGAAAUGAACACUUUGAAAGAAUUUCGCGAACCGGUGCAGGCUGCCGGUCCCAGAGGCGGAGCUGCAGCUCGAGCAGUAGAGCGGAUGAAUAUGAGUAGGAAAUCCGACAGUGCUCCUGCAAGUGGAGGUGAGAAGACGUCAACUGGAGCUGGGUCCAGAGCAUGGUUUAAGAACGAUGGUCUCGGUCCUCAAAGGCUCACCGACGUAGCCCAAGGAUGUUCCACGCAACACUGGCGCCUCGCUCUGCCUGGAGAUACUGGAGAGGAGGUGGGUAGAGUGCUUGGAGGAGGCAUUGUUCCCGGCUCACUGAUCUUAGUGGGUGGGGAUCCAGGAGUUGGUAAAAGUACGCUGCUACUGCAGGUUGCUGGACUUCUUGCGCUUGAAUCAAAUCUCGAAGGUCCAGCCCCAGUCCUGUACGUUUCGGGAGAAGAGAGCGUGGAGCAGAUCAGCAGCAGGGCCGAUCGAAUGGAGAUUUCUGCUCAUGAAUUGUUUCUGUACUCGGCCACUGAUCUCGAGCUUGUGCUAGAAGCUAUUCAGGGUUUGAAACCAAGAGCUGUGAUCGUGGACUCAAUACAAACUGUAUACCUGCCAGAAGCAACAGGAAGUGCGGGAAGUGUGAUUCAGGUCAGGGAAUGUGCAGCAGCGCUGUUGCGAAUGGCCAAACAGACAAACAUACCUAUAUUUCUGGUCGGACAUGUCACCAAAACUGGAGAUAUUGCUGGGCCUCGAGUUCUAGAGCACAUUGUGGACGUGGUACUUUACAUGGAGGGUGAGAGGCUUCAAUCACAUCGACUUCUGAGAGUUGUGAAGAACCGUUAUGGCUCUACUGAUGAGGUUGGAGUUUUCGAAAUGGUUCAAGGGGGUCUACAGGCUAUCAAGAAUCCUAGUGCCUUGUUUCUGAGUGAAAGAGCGACAGAUUCAAAUAUUACUGCUGCUGCUGCUGUCGCUGUGACGAUGGAAGGUUCACGUCCCAUUCUGUUGGAAGUACAAGCUCUCUGUUCCACUGGUGCGGCGCAACAACCCGGUAGGAGGACUGCAAAUGGUGUUGAUGCGCAGCGUUUGUACCUGCUGCUUGCUGUUCUGACAAAACAGGCGGGCUUGAAGCUUCAAAAUCAGGACGUUUUUAUCAAUGUCGUGGGAGGCUUGCAACUACGAGAACCUGCAGCUGAUGUAGCAGUUGCUAUUGCAAUAUGCAGCAGCUUACUGGAAAAGCCAGUGCCUCGAGACAUGGCUUUCAUUGGGGAGGUUGGGCUUGGUGGGGAACUCCGCUCGGUUGGGCAGUUGGAGAGGCGACUAGCAGAAGCUGCAAAGCUUGGUUUCACUCGCUGUGUCGUUCCCAAGUCAGGAGGCAGGUCAGGAAAGGCUGCUGUGAAGAACAUAAUCGCCAUACCCUGUACAGACAUCAAGGAAGUCAUCGAACGAGCCCUUUGCUGAUUCGAUGAAAAAGGGUUUCUUCCUUCUCAAGUUUGUGGUGUCUAACAUCCGGGGAGCAGAUAAUUCGAGUGAAGAGAUUAUCGCCCUCUAGCUGUUACAGAGCUCGUCUUGGUGUCUUACUUUAACUAUGACAAGCUCACAGACGAGUGGAAUACCCGUUCCAGUUGCGGACUUGAUCCAAACUCACGAAGUCCUGUAUCAAAAGUAAUGUAUGGAUGUAUACAGCCAGUCCAGCCUCUUUGGAAUUCCUUCCAUGAGGGGUUGCCAAUGUGUUUCGAAUGCUUCUUGUGCCGAGAAGCAAAGACUGUUGAAGUAUUCUAAGUGAGUGGCAGUUAUGAAGGGGUACUCUAUCUUCUCACAGGUAUUUGAAACAAAGAUCAGAGAGCAGCUUCUUUUUAAGGUCGAAGAUGUUAUUGGAAAAUGUGGUGUUCCAGCUAGAAAGCUUAGCGCCCAGUGUCGUCGUGGAGGAUUUUCAUAUAAAUUAGCAUGUAGUAGUGAAGAUAAGUGGUGAAGCUCCACCAUAUUUAUUUGUACUCCGAAUAAUACCACAAAUUCUGCACAACCCGACCAAGAGGUGUAAUUGACAGAUUUAAAUUAUCCUUUGCAC
This is a messenger RNA of Marchantia polymorpha subsp. ruderalis, 2906 nucleotides long. Lineage: Eukaryota; Viridiplantae; Streptophyta; Marchantiopsida; Marchantiales; Marchantiaceae. The record is from the annotation of a GenBank genome assembly.